Balaenoptera ricei (Rice's whale) is the source of this 1647-nucleotide messenger RNA. It is a transcript of the gene C1H1orf21, whose product is annotated as chromosome 1 C1orf21 homolog. Lineage: Eukaryota; Metazoa; Chordata; Mammalia; Artiodactyla; Balaenopteridae. The transcript has 7 exons. The record is from RefSeq and is a predicted model, not a curated record. Bases 514 to 879 code for a protein of 121 amino acids.
GCUCCCCACCAGCUCCGGCUUGCUCCCUGCCCACUCCCGGGGGGACGUUCCGUGCCGCGGCCGCCGCUUCUUUCACACUUUAGUUGGGAGCCGCGCGCCGCGCUCAGUUACUGGAGAGCUGGCCGCGCGCCGCCGCCUCCCGCACGCACGCACGCGGGCCGGGCUUCGGGGGUUUCGGCUCUUACUCCCGGCGUCUGGGAGGAGGGGGAGACCCGGACUCACUGUGGGGAGGAGGAGGAAGAGGAGGAGAAGGGAGGAAGAAAACAAGCGAGGAGGAUCCGGGCGGGGGGCGGGAGGCUUACCACCUUCAGCCCCCCCGCGAGCGCCCAAGCUCAAUGGACAGCUGAAUGGACAGUGCUGCAGUGAAUAGCCUUGUGAAUAUUUAUGUGCGCACAUUUUGACCGACUCAGCAAGAAGGUGGAUUUUCCUUGUGUCUAAAGAGAGAAAAAAAUGUCCCCGUGUCUGUAGAGAUGCUUUGCAGUUCAGCCCGGCUGAAGCUGACCGAAUGAGACUAUGGGCUGUGCCUCUGCGAAGCAUGUUGCCACUGUUCAAAAUGAAGAGGAAGCCCAGAAAGGGAAGAACUACCAGAAUGGAGACGUGUUUGGUGAUGAGUAUAGGAUCAAACCGGUGGAAGAGGUCAAAUACAUGAAAAAUGGGGCAGAAGAGGAGCAAAAAAUAGCAGCCAGGAACCAAGAAAACUUGGAAAAAAGUGCCAGUUCAAAUGUAAGACUUAAAACUAAUAAAGAGAUUCCGGGAUUAGUUCAUCAACCUAGAGCAAACAUGCACAUCUCUGAAAGCCAACAAGAAUUCUUCAGAAUGCUGGAUGAAAAAAUUGAAAAGGGUCGAGAUUACUGUUCGGAAGAAGAAGAUAUCACAUAGCACCAAUUCUACCACUCAAACCGGGAGCUACUACUGUGUAAAUAGGUUACACCCCACGUUGAAAUCUUUGCAAAGGUCGGUUCUCUUCAGCAAACAGCACUAUAGCAAAAGAAGAUCGUUCCAUAUCGUAUGCCCCAUUAAGUUACAAUGUUUCUUAAUGAACUUGCAAAGGAAUAUUGCUAAAAACAAACAAAAAAAAAACUGUUAUCGAACUUUCUUUGUUGCUGCUAGUUAAAACUUGUUGCAACUUUUCACUUCUCUCAGUGUCCAGGUCUGCAGCAAAAUUCUGCAAUUUCACCUUAAAGAUACUGUUGGUUUUACAGAUGCUCUCCAACCUAUUUUCUAUAAGAUGAGGUAGUGGUGAACUCAGAUAUCCAACUUCUGCUCUAGACCGGUUCCGCUUCUAAGACAAGCGCCUCCUUCCCUCUCUCCUCCCUCCCUGCCUUCCCCCGCAACAAGCAGUCCAAAGCCUUGCUUCUCACUGGCAGUGUUUCGCUUUGGAGAUGGGACAGUUGCUAUGGCAAAAGCCUUGUUUCUCUGCGAAGAAGAAGUAGAGGCGCUGUUAUCGAUUAAAAGCAUGUUGUGACAUGACUCCUGGAGGUGACAUAGGAGCGAACGGCAGGUGGUUUCAUUUCCUGGGUCUCUUAAUCAAAGAUCAAGCUUGCAGCGUCAGUUUUGCUCAGAUGCAGACGGAAGUGUGAUCACAAUCAUUUUGGAUCCCUCUUGCCUACUUUUUUUUCUAAGAAAAUAAACAUUUUACUGUUUUUA